AUGCUGUUGGACGCGUUUUGGAGCGAGGCUCUGUGGCUGCCUCCUAACGUCACGUGGUCCGAUGUGGCGCCCGGGCCCGGGCCCGGUAAAGCGGUGCUCUAUACCGACCAUCGACAUCUUUGGCUUACUGUUCCAAUGGCGUUGAUACUCUUAGUGCUGCGUUUCGUAUUGAAUAAAUAUAUAUUUGCUCCGUUCGGCAAGGCACUAGGCAUUAAACAUGAUGAUAGAAGUAUAAAGGUUCGUCCAAAUAACAAGCUGGAAGCUGCAUAUAAGGCCAAUUCCGCGUCAAAACAGAUAUGUGCAUUGGCCAAGCAGCUAGACAUGUCGGAGCGGCAGGUGCAGCUCUGGUGGCGUCGGCGCCGGCAGCAGGACAAGCCGUCCGCGCUCGUCAAGUUCCGCGAGAGCUGCUGGCGGGCUACCUUCUACCUUUACAACCUGGUGUUCGGCUGGAUGGUUUUAUGGAACAAGGAGUGGUUGUGGGACGUUGAUUACUGCUAUAUCGGCUAUCCUCAUCAGGGCGUCACCAACGACAUAUGGUGGUAUUACAUGGUCGCGCUCGGAUUCUACUUGUCACAGACCCUGUUGUUAUACGGCGACGUCCGUCGCAAGGACUUCUGGCAGCAAGUCGUGCACCACGCCGCUACGCUCUUGAUGAUAAGUAUCAGCUGGGUGUGCAACUUUCACAGGAUUGGCUCGCUGGUCAUGCUUUCACAUGACGGCUCGGAGACAUUGCUAGAGGCCACAAAAGCGACGAAGUACGCGGGCUACCACAGAGCGAGUGACUAUAUGUUUGCCGCCUUCACCGCGCUGUGGAUUGUGACCAGGAUAGGGAUAUAUUCCUAUUUCAUUCUUGGGAGCGUGACGUUCCGUGCCGCAGCCUACAUACCCCCAUUCCCGAUGUUCCAAGUCCUGGUGUUCCUGGGCUGGGUGCUGCUGGCUCUGAAUGUCUACUGGACGUGGCUCAUACUGCAAGUAGCGUACAGAGCCAUCAAGCACGGCCAGGUGGACGGUGACAUCCGCAGCUCUAGUUCCGAAGUCAGCGACAGCUCAGCCACCAACGCUCCCAACCGGGACAGGCAAAUAGUCAUCUAG
Messenger RNA from Cydia amplana, 1092 nucleotides. RefSeq names its product ceramide synthase 2-like. Lineage: Eukaryota; Metazoa; Arthropoda; Insecta; Lepidoptera; Tortricidae. Gene Ontology annotation, molecular function: sphingosine N-acyltransferase activity; DNA binding. The transcript is spliced from 7 exons. Bases 1 to 1092 code for a protein of 363 amino acids. Gene Ontology annotation, cellular component: membrane. Gene Ontology annotation, biological process: ceramide biosynthetic process. The record is from RefSeq and is a predicted model, not a curated record.